AUGCCCGAGUGUGUCAAAAUGGAGUCGAAAUCGACUAAAGACAUCAAGAACAAAGAAGAAGAAAAGAAUGACUUGUCAGAGGAAGAUAAAUUACUUCAAGAAGAACUAGAACACUUAGUGGAACGUCUCCAAGAUGGAGACAAACGCCUGCACUUCCCCGCACUGGAGCAACUUCGUGCGCACAUUCGCGCAUCCACAACCUCAAUGACCAGCGUGCCAAAGCCGCUAAAAUUCAUGAGACCGCAUUAUGAAACUAUGAAAAAUAUCUACGACAAACUACAGGACCAAGAAUGCCAGGAGCUUUGCUCAGAUAUAAUAUCUGUGCUUGCAAUGACCAUGGCUGAGGGUCGUGAUUGUCUAAAGUUUCGUCUGACCGGUUCAGCAUUGCCGCUCAGCGAAUGGGGGCAUGAAUAUGUAAGACAUCUUUCUGGAGAACUGGCUGCGGAAUGGGAUGAAGUCAGCAGCGGUGAUGAUGCUGCUGCAAAUACUGAAAAAUUAAUAGGUCUCGUCCACGAGAUAAUCCCUUACAACAUGGCCCACAACGCUGAGACUGAGGCAUGCGAUCUUCUGAUGGAGAUCGAGAGACUUGACCUAGUUGAGCGCUACGUUGAUGAGAGCGCUUACCAACGUGUUUGUCUUUACCUGACUAGUUGCGUGCCGUACGUUGCUGAUCCAGAGAACAGCACUCUUCUUCGUAGCGCCUGGAAGCUGUACAGAAAGUUCAAGCAGUACCCUCAGGCUUUGAGAGUCGCCAUGCAGCUCAACGACUUGAAUCUUAUUGGCUAUAUAUUUUUAAGCUGUACUGACUUAUCAAUCCAAAAGCAGUUGGCAUUCAUGCUAGGUCGCCAACAAAUCUUCCUCGAAAUUCCCGAAACCACUGCGGAGUACGACGACUUAAUCGAAAUAAUGUCAAACUCUCACCUGAACAACCACUUCCUGAACUUAGCCCGUGAAUUAGACAUAAUGGAGCCAAAGACCCCGGAAGACGUCUACAAAUCUCACCUGGAGAACUCAAGACCGCCGUUUGGCGGUGGCCAGGUAGACUCAGCUCGACAGAAUCUCGCAGCAAGUUUCGUGAACGGAUUCGUCAACGCAGCCUUUGGCCACGACAAGCUAUUAAUAGAGGACGGAAACAAGUGGCUAUACAAGAACAAAGAGCACGGUAUGCUAAGUGCAACAGCAUCGCUGGGUCUAGUGCUUCUUUGGGACGUCGACGGUGGUUUAACACCGAUCGACAAGUACCUGUACUCCUCCGAAGACUACAUUAAAUCCGGAGCUCUGCUAGCUUGCGGAAUCGUCAACUGCGGCGUGAGAAACGAGUGCGACCCCGCAUUGGCUCUCUUAUCAGACUACGUACUCCACAACACCAACACAAUGCGAAUCGGAGCUAUCGUAGGUCUGGGUCUGGCUUACGCUGGGUCGAACCGCGAGGCUGUACUCAGUUUACUCGCUCCAGUUCUCACAGACCCCAAGUCUAACUGGGAAGUAAUUGGUAUUGCGGGUCUUGCUCUAGGAAUGGUCGCCGUAGGCUCCUGCAAUUCAUUCGUGACUACCACGAUAAUGCACUGCUUAAUGGAAAAAAGUGAAACCGAGCUUAAAGACACUUACGCCCGAUUUUUGCCACUAGGUCUCGCGCUUUGCUUCCUGGGAAAGCAAGAAGCUGCUGAAGCAAUAAUUGCAGCGCUAGAAGUCAUCCCCGAGCCAUUCAGAUCCAUGUCAACAACUCUCGUUGAAGUUUGUGCUUACGCUGGUACAGGAAAUGUCCUUAAAAUCCAGCACCUCCUUCACAUCUGCUCGGAACACUACGAGCCGACCAGCGACAAAGACGACAAAUCUGAUCGCAACCACAAGGACAAGGACAAGAAAGACAAGGAAGACAAAGACAAGAAAGAUGAUAAGGAAAAGGAUAAGGAGAAGGAGAAGGAGAAGGAUAAAGACAAGGAUACUAAGGACAAGCAGAAGGAAAAGGAAAAAGAUUUGAGCUCUAGGCAAGCAAUCGCUGUGUUGGGUAUCGCGCUAAUUUCUAUGGGCGAAGAAAUUGGAGCUGAAAUGGCGUAUAGAACUUUUGGACAUCUUCUAAGAUACUGCGAGCCUGUGAUAAGACGCUCAGUACCUCUGGCACUUGGUUUAAUCUCCGUCUCGAAUCCCAAGCCCAAUAUUGUUGACACUUUGUCGAAAUUCUCUCAUGAUAGUGACCCAGAAGUUGCUCACAAUGCUAUUUUUGGCAUGGGUCUUGUAGGAGCUGGAACUAACAACGCUCGUUUGGCUGCUAUGCUUCGUCAGCUCGCUCAGUAUCAUGCUAAGGAUCCUAAUAAUUUAUUCAUGGUUCGCAUCGCUCAGGGGCUUACGCAUUUGGGAAAAGGAACUCUUACUUUGUCUCCGUACCACAGCGAUAGGCAGCUACUCAGUCCGGUUGCUCUUGCUGGACUUCUUUCGGCUAUUAUCGGGUUCCUUGAUGUUAAAAAUAUUAUUCUUGGAAGAUCGCACUACUUGCUCUACACUCUCGCUGCUGCAAUGCAACCCAGAAUGCUGGUGACCUUUGAUGAAGAGUUGAACCCUCUUCCGGUACCGGUGAGAGUCGGUGUUGCUGUCGACGUCGUGGGACAAGCCGGCAAGCCUAAAACCAUCACCGGGUUCCAGACACACACGACACCCGUGCUAUUAGCUUAUGGAGAACGAGCUGAACUCGCGACUGAAGAAUAUAUUCCCCUUACACCUAUUAUGGAAGGGUUCGUUAUUCUUCGAAAGAAUCCCGAAUUCGUCCCUUAG
This is a messenger RNA of Cotesia congregata, 2769 nucleotides long. Lineage: Eukaryota; Metazoa; Arthropoda; Insecta; Hymenoptera; Braconidae. The record is from the annotation of a GenBank genome assembly.